GUCUGGCCUAAUUUCACCGACUCCAGUUGCCGCACUUUCGUCAACCUUACGCUGCUUCACUGCUCAUUAUUGUUUGCGCUAUAUAUAUCUCGUCGAUUCAGUCUUAUUUCUUCAUCAAACACAAGACACAUUUCCCGCAUACAACAAUCUAAUCUGAUAAUUCUCUUCUUCUGUUUAUUACUUCGCGAUGGUCUCUUUUCUUUCUUCCUGCAAUAAACUCGGUUUGCUUUUCUUGUUUUCGGUGCUUCUGAUUGGGUUCAACUCAUGCGAAGGGAGACGACUCGUUGAGUCCAGUGAAACCCAGCAGCCAUUGCAGUUUCAGUAUCACAACGGCCCUCUUCUUGGAGGAAAAAUCUCCAUAAAUCUCAUCUGGUAUGGCAAGUUCAAGCCGUCUCAACGAGCGAUUGUUUUGGAUUUUGUUGCUUCACUCACCUCGGCCGGCAAGUCAACAACAGCUCAGCCAUCUGUUGCUACGUGGUGGAAACAGAUUGAGAGAUACUACCAACUCGCGAAGAACAAGAACAGACGAUCCUCUAAUCUUGUCCUCUCAAUGGGUAGACAAAUCUUGGAUGAGAAUUACUCGUUAGGCAAAUCGCUUACGACUCAGCAGAUUGUAAAACUGGCUUCAAAGGGUGCGCAAAAGGACGCCAUCAACGUUGUUCUGACGUCUGCGGAUGUGGUUGUCGAGGGUUUCUGCAUGAGCCGGUGUGGGACUCAUGGGUCCGGUCUUGGUUCAGCCAGUGGGAAAAGAUCCAAAUUCGCUUACAUCUGGGUUGGCAACUCGGAGACUCAGUGUCCGGGUCAAUGCGCCUGGCCAUUCCACCAGCCCAUCUAUGGACCACAGAACCCACCACUUGUGGCGCCCAACAACGACGUGGGUCUUGAUGGAAUGGUGGUGAACUUGGCUAGUCUCUUGGCUGGAACUGCAACCAACCCAUUUGGGAACGGCUUCUUCCAGGGACCAAAAGAGGCGCCGCUUGAAGCUGCUUCGGCUUGCCCGGGAAUUUAUGGCAAAGGCGCUUACCCUGGCUACGCUGGCGAGCUGUUGGUGGACUCUGCUACCGGUGGUAGCUACAAUGCUCACGGCGUCAGUGGCAGGAAGUAUCUGGUUCCAGCGUUGUUUGACCCUGCUGCGUCAACUUGCUCUACUUUGGUCUGAGGAUUGUCAAAUAAUAUAUAUAUGCAAUAGGAAUGCAAAGUAUAUAAAACUAAAUAUAUGGAGAGUGUAUCUUAUACGUAUUAUGGGAGAGAUUCUUUCAUUCAAUUGUUCUUUGUACUAUAAAUUCAAUAGAAAAAAUUGAGUUCUAUUUCUUGGGCCUA
Molecule: messenger RNA, 1320 nt
Organism: Carica papaya (papaya)
Lineage: Eukaryota; Viridiplantae; Streptophyta; Magnoliopsida; Brassicales; Caricaceae
Product: protein EXORDIUM-like 1
Source: RefSeq, a predicted model, not a curated record